Astyanax mexicanus (Mexican tetra) is the source of this 1383-nucleotide messenger RNA. RefSeq names its product procathepsin L. The record is from RefSeq and is a predicted model, not a curated record. The transcript is spliced from 9 exons. Gene Ontology annotation, biological process: immune response. Gene Ontology annotation, cellular component: lysosome. The coding region runs from base 104 to 1114 and encodes 336 amino acids. Lineage: Eukaryota; Metazoa; Chordata; Actinopteri; Characiformes; Acestrorhamphidae. Gene Ontology annotation, molecular function: cysteine-type endopeptidase activity.
UAGCGAUUAAGAAAUAAACAGGGUGGAGCUUUAUUCUAUAUAAAGCUGCACACUUUAUGAUAGACACAGAGACAUCUCCAGGACUAAAACAGGAUCAAAAAGAAUGAGGGUGUUACUCGCUGUCGCCGCUCUUGUGGUCGUGGCCGGUGCUGCCUGUGUCUCAGUGGAGGACCUGGAGUUCAACAGCUGGAAACUGCAGCAUGGUAGGAGUUAUGAUUCUGAGGAAGAAGAGUCUCAGCGUAAGAUGAUCUGGCUGAACAAUCGUAAGCUGGUCCUGGAGCACAACAUGCUGGCUGACCAGGGCAUCAAAAGCUACAGACUCGGCAUGAACAUCUUUGCAGACAUGGAAAACCAGGAGUUCCAGGCCAUGUUCAGCAACUGUGUGGAAUCCUUCAAUGACACUGAAACUGAUUCCCUCCAUACCACUACAUUCGUCUCGGAGGAAGAGGAUGCUCCACUGCCCCGCAGAGUGGACUGGAGACAGAAGGGCUACGUCACGGACGUCAAGAACCAGAGGAAAUGUGGCUCCUGCUGGGCCUUCAGUGCGACAGGGGCGCUAGAGGGUCAGAUGUUCCGAAAGACUGGAAAGCUGAUAUCCCUGAGUGAGAAACAGCUGGUUGACUGCUCUCAGAAAUUUGGAAACCGUGGCUGUAAAGGUGGUUUGGCAAUCCGAGCCUUUAAGUACAUAAAGUCUAGCAAAGGCCUGGAGGCAGAUUUUACCUAUCCGUACAAGGCCAAGGAAGAAACAUGCCGGUUUAAUCCACAGAGAGUUAUCGCUACCUGCAGCGGUUACGGGCAUUUGCCAAAAGGGAACGAGACUGCCCUGGAAAAGGCAGUGGCCACAAUCGGACCCAUUUCAGUAUCCAUAGACACCUCCAAACACACCUUCCAGCUCUACAAGUCAGGCGUGUAUGAUGAACCAGGCUGCAGUAGCGCUAAGCUGAACCACGCUGUCCUGCUUGUUGGUUAUGACAAUGACCCAAAAGGAAACCCAUACUGGCUGGUCAAGAACAGUUGGGGGAUUCGCUGGGGUGAUAACGGCUACAUAAAGAUGUCCCGGAACAAGAUGAAUCAGUGUGGCAUUGCCACAAGACCCGUCUACCCUCUGGUUUAAAGAUUGGAGAAAAGGCCAAACUCUGAUGAACAUCUCUGGGAGGAGGCUUCAGUCUUAUACAUAUAUAUUUUCAGGUUUAUAAAAAAAAUCUGCAAUAAUGUCUUUUUUUCAGCUUUUAUGUUUAUUUCUUUCUCUGAUCAACUGUUGAGUAGAAAGCAGCAUCAUUAACUAGACCACCAGAGACCACCAUCUGCUCUCUGAAAGGAAACAUAAAGCUGUGUUAUUUUCCACUUUAAAAAAUAAUAAACUUUCAGCAUUCACAAAAUGUA